AUCCGGUGCCAAAUCCACCUAUACUCCCGCCCGAACUCCCUCCGGCAGCGCCAACGGGGGGAGUGUAUUCCACACUCACUUCCAAAACCUCGGACACUUCCUCUUUCUCGGACCGUCUGUGUCUGUGUUGGGGUGCUACGGGUAUCGGUUGCGUGAACGUGCCGCGACGGCGCCGCGCGAGGCCUGUGCUCUUUAA
Sphaeroforma arctica JP610 is the source of this 196-nucleotide messenger RNA. RefSeq lists its product as hypothetical. Lineage: Eukaryota; Ichthyosporea; Ichthyophonida. The record is from RefSeq and is a predicted model, not a curated record. The annotation marks the transcript as partial. The transcript has a single exon.